Messenger RNA from Parastagonospora nodorum SN15, 1144 nucleotides. RefSeq lists its product as hypothetical. The transcript has a single exon. The record is from RefSeq and is a predicted model, not a curated record. Gene Ontology annotation, molecular function: 8-oxo-dGDP phosphatase activity. Bases 1 to 1008 code for a protein of 335 amino acids. Lineage: Eukaryota; Fungi; Ascomycota; Dothideomycetes; Pleosporales; Phaeosphaeriaceae.
AUGACGCGCAAGCUCCCAGCUCCCGUCCCAACUUUCUUCACCCAACACAACACGACGAUGACGCUCUCCAACCUCGACCUCGUGCACCAAUGCGACGGCUUCCCCUACCCCGAAUCCGACCCCGACGCCUAUCUCACACGCACAAACACAUACUACCAGCUGCGUGUCUCCGGCCACGACUAUGCACUCGGCUACAUGCUGCCCAGCGUCGUCGAAGUCUUCCGGGGCGUGAAGAAUUGGCACGUCGACGACGAUGAACGCGAGCUCAUACUGACUGCUGGAUCGACGGCCGAGGAGCGCUCGAAAGCCGUGGAGAUAACGCUGCUGGCGAUGCGCCAGCUCGAUCACUUUGAGGUGUUGAAGAAGUGGCGCAACGAGCUGUAUGCGGUGUAUGGCAGGGAUAAAGAGCUGCUGUUUAAUGUGGAGAGGAGCGCGAGCCCGCUGUUUGGCGUCGUCACGUAUGGGGUGCAUCUCACUGCGUACACAAGGAAUGGGGAUACGGGCGAGAUCAAGAUUUGGACGCCGAGGAGGGCGAGGACGAAGCAGACGUAUGGGGGUCUGCUGGAUAAUGCUGUUGCGGGCGGUAUUGCGUCAGGCGAAUCGCCGUUUGAGAGUCUCGUUAGGGAAUGUGGGGAGGAGGCAUCACUGCCAGAAGACCUGGUGCGGUCGAAGACCAAGGCGGCGGGGACGGUGACAUAUUAUUACAUUCGCGAUGAGCGCGCGGGCGGAGAGACGGGUCUCAUGCAGCCAGAGUGCCAGUACAUAUACGACCUGGAGUUACCGGAGGAUGUGAUACCGAAGCCUGGGGAUGACGAGGUCGAGGAAUUCUACCUGUGGACAGUGGAUGAGGUCAAGCAAGCUAUGGAGAAUGGCGAGUUCAAGCCGAAUUGCGCGCUGGUCGUGCUCGACUUCCUCGUCAGACACGGCUUUCUGACCAGCGAGAACGAGCCCAACUUCAUCGAGCUUGUCAGUAGGUUGCACAGGAGACUGGAGUUUCCAACGUUGUAGCUGCAGGAGAGGUACGCCAAGAGCUCGACUGAAAGUCUUUAUGAGGCAGAUCUAAAGACUCCUUUUGUGGGUAUACGGACGCCAAAUAGACACAAAUCAAGACGAGAUGGUACCUGUUACCACCACAUAUGCCGCC